Molecule: messenger RNA, 1675 nt
Organism: Amphimedon queenslandica
Lineage: Eukaryota; Metazoa; Porifera; Demospongiae; Haplosclerida; Niphatidae
Exons: 8
Coding region: 66-1646 (526 amino acids)
Cellular component (GO): nucleus
Molecular function (GO): NAD+ poly-ADP-ribosyltransferase activity
Source: RefSeq, a predicted model, not a curated record
CAACGUAAUAAUUUAUCAUCGACAAUUCGACAUCACUGUGAUAGAGGUAGAUAUAGAUCUAUGCUAUGAAGGACUGUUUUGGUAAUCAGAGAGGUUCUUGUAAAAAAUGUAAGAAGUGUGAUGAGUUCAUAUCAGCUGAGGGAAAGAUUAGAUGCGCACAAUGUGGAUGUACUCCGGUAGAUCAUGAAAAGGUCGGCAAUACCACUGUCAUGCCUGAUCAUACUAAAUCAUCUAUGCCUGUUAACCAUCGUGAAGCCGCGGAAGAUAAGAAUGGUAGCAUCAUGGAUGACUCCAGCGUCGGGCAUUUAGGGGUAGCUACAAAAAACAUUGAAAGGAGUUCAGUGUUUCCUGUGUGUAGACAUCAGUGUUGUCAAAAUAUAGUCGAGUUUGAUAUCAACACAGGCAAAAAUUUUCAUUUUUGUAGCUAUCACUCCUUCGCAACAUUAGAAAAUAUUAUUCAGGACGGUGAACUAGAUUUGAUGAAUGUAUCUUCAGAAAAAGAAGAAAGUAUCAUUUCAAAAUCACCAGAAACACCAACAACAUCAGUUUGCAGGAAAUCAAAUUGUCAUGAAUUAGUAGAGUUCGACCUUAACACAGGAAGAGAGUUUUCAUUUUGUAGUUAUCACAACUUAAUGAUGGACGAGAAUGAAGACUAUCAGGUUGACAAGUCUAAUCAUGAGUGUGCAAUAAAGGAAUGUAAAAAUGAGCGUUUUGUGGAUGAUGAAGGAGUUGUACAUGAGUGCUGUUGUUAUACUCAUGCUAUGGAGCAUCAUAGAAGAAAGUCUCUUCAAGUUCAAGGUAUAAAUCAAGAUAUUGUCAAAGGCAUCACUCAUUGUCUUCUGCCUGAGUGUGAUAAUUUUACUUGGCCUUUUGAAAAUUAUUGUGGAAAAACUCAUGCUAGUAUUGGAAUGGCUAGAGGAUUACAUGUGAGAAAAAUUACAGACAGUGACGAUUCUUCUUCUGAAAACAGGUGUAUAUACCCAAAUUGCACAAAGAAAAGAUAUGUUGAACAAAGUAGUGGAGUUACACAUCCAUACUGUGGCAAAACACAUGCUAAUCUUGCUAAAUCUUUGGGAAUAUUUUUAACUGCAUCUAGUCCUGAUGAUCAAUGUGAGUUAGAGGGUUGUAAUGUAAAGAAACGUCAAGAAGGGAAGCGUUUACAUGAUUAUUGUUGCAUAGAACAUGCAAAAAAAGAUGAACCAAAUAGAACAGUACUGACAAGUCUUGCAGAUGUGAACGAAUUUUUGAAACAAUUUCCCAAAUUAACUGUUGUUUCACUGGAUGAAAAUGAGCAUGCAAAAAAAGAUGGUGAUCUUUAUAAAAAAUUUCGUGAUAAGGCAAAGUCACUACCAAAAGACCAAAGAAAGACAUGCCUGGCAUUUCAUGGGACUGCAGCAACAAAUAUACCAAAAAUUUGCCAGAAUGGAUAUGAUCCAACUAAAAGAAGAGGACAAGCUUAUGGAGCAGGGGAAUAUUUUGCAAAGAAUCCAUCCAUGUCCAUGAGUUAUUGCAAAGGAGGCAAGAAGAUGCUACUCAAUGAGCUGCUUUUGGGAAAAGAAGGAGUGCACCAUACCAAACAUGGAGAUAUUAUUGUAAUGAAAGAGCCAGUUCAUGACCUACCUAGAUUUGUAAUAACAUAUCAGUGAUAGUUUGUAUACAAAGUUAUGAUAACACA